Haemonchus placei is the source of this 459-nucleotide messenger RNA. The record is from the annotation of a GenBank genome assembly. NCBI's taxonomy places the organism in Eukaryota, Metazoa, Nematoda, Chromadorea, Rhabditida, Trichostrongylidae.
AUGCUGGAACAUAGGCUACUCGGAAAUAAACUUCGAGUACUUAACUUUUAUGGUAACCUCUCGACGUUUUACUCGUUUUGGGAAUUAUUUGAAGAAUUGGUACACAAGCAACCAUAUUCAAACAUCGAAAAGUCAACUCUCAUUAACUGCUGCAAAGGAGACGCAGCAAGAACACUCCAGAUGAUCCCUCGAACUGGCGAUUGCGCAAUUAAAAGGCCAGUAUCAGGACCCAAGGCGAAUAAACAUGCAGAUGAUAAACUGAAAUCAAUGAAACAAUGCCCAGAUGACUAUCGCUCUUUAGGGAACAAUCUCAAUCACAUCCAGGCCAUCAUAGCCACCCUGGAAAAACAAGGAGAGAUUGUCAAUACCACGAACAUGAGAACUAUGUUCUUGGAGACGUUUUCAAAGAAAAUCCAAGACGAAAUGGUGGAAAAGGAGUUUGAUUCUAGUAGCCCAUGA